Messenger RNA from Paramisgurnus dabryanus, 1493 nucleotides. Lineage: Eukaryota; Metazoa; Chordata; Actinopteri; Cypriniformes; Cobitidae. The record is from RefSeq and is a predicted model, not a curated record.
GGUGGCUUUGUUUCGUCUUCUACGCGGAGCCAAUUCACACCAGCAGCAUACAAGAAGCGUAGCACUGGGAUCGCGUGAUCACGUGAUUUCCCUGUCAGAUGUUGUUUGUUAUCGUCUUGACUUUUGGGGUUCCGCCAUGGGUAAGUUAGCUAAAUUGUUACUGUACUUUUCCAGUUUAUUUGUGUUUAUUACUAUGUCCUAUUUAAUACAUUUAAGUCCAAUAUUUUUUUAUUUGUUUUAGCCAUUUGAAAUACAUCCUCUGUUAUCUUAUAUCUAUAUAUCACAUACAGUGCCUGUAAGCAGGAGGAGAGCUUUGGCGUUUGUUCUCCUACUUCAAAUAUUGCAAAGGGGCAGAAGGAGAAGGUAUUGGAUUCAUCCUCUAAACCAGCGGAGGAAACAACAAGGACAUUUUUAUCAUCUUGUAGCUGAACUAAGGCUGGACAGCCAACGCCAUCAUCAGUAUUUCAGAAUGAAUGCAGAGCAGAUGGAUGAACUUUUGUCCCUCAUUGGGCCUGAACUGACUAGACAGUCAACAAAUUACAGAGCUGCUAUAGAGCAGAGGCUGGCAGUUGGAUUGAGGUACUUGGCUACUGGAGAGUCAAUGCUCAGCUUAGCAUUCUGCUAUCGUCUAGGGCACACAACUGUCAUGAACUCUGUUCAUAUGGUGUGUGCAGCCAUUGAAAAGGUGAUGAUGAAGAGGUUUCUACCCAGUCCAACACAAAAUACUUGGAAGGAGGUGGGCCAAGGAUUCUGGGAAAAAUGGAAUUUCCCAAAUUGCUUGGGAGCAGUAGAUGGCAAACAUAUAGUAAUACAAGCACCACCACGGUCUGGAAGUCAGUUUUUCAAUUACAAACAUACUUUCUCCAUAGUACUUUUGGCACUUGUGGAUGCUGAGUACAGAUUUCGAGUGAUUCAAGUGGGGGACUUUGGAAAAAGCAGUGAUGGGGGGGUAUAUGCCAGAUCAGAUUUGGGGAGAGCAAUGGAGACAAACACAUUACAUGUGCCACCCAGUACCUCUCUACCUGGGGCUGCCCACCUAGGUGCUGUGCCAUUCGUUAUGGUUGGUGACUCCGCUUUCCCCCUCAAACCAUUCCUGAUGAGGCCAUACCCCGGAGCACACCUCACGUCCAACAAGAGGAUUUUUAACUACAGACUUUCAAGAGCAAGGAUGGUGGUUGAAAAUGCAUUUGGCAUUCUAUCUGCCAGAUGGAGAAUAUUUCUGAACAGAAUAAACCUACAACCAAAACACGUUGACACACUUGUGAUGGCUGCAUGCAUCCUUCACAAUUUCCUGCUGGCCCCUAGUGAAAACCAGAGGUUGCUAGAUGAGGCAGAGCAGCUGGGGAGACACAUGGCACCAGUGAGACACAUGGGAGGUAACAGGGCAUCAACAGAGGCCUGUAAUGUAAGGGAGGUCUUCAGCACCUUUUUUAACUCUCCUGAAGGCAGUGUACCUUGGCAGGAUAGGAUGGUGUGAUCCAGAAGCAUGACUA